Molecule: messenger RNA, 4460 nt
Organism: Oncorhynchus mykiss (rainbow trout)
Lineage: Eukaryota; Metazoa; Chordata; Actinopteri; Salmoniformes; Salmonidae
Source: RefSeq, a predicted model, not a curated record
AACUGUCAGACGCAGGAAAGGGGGUAGCUAGGUAACCCGUCUUGCCAAGGGUUACGAUGAAAAUGGCAUCAAACCGUACUAACGCUUGACCUUUAAAUCCGGACGCAGAAACUCGAUCAACUGAAUACUCCUGUCAGGUAGCGGCCAUUUCAGGUCAUUUCAGGUAUCUUUCAAAUGUAGCCUACUAUAGCAAUAAACGGCCUGUCUAGCGAAACGAAUAAGGUUACAUGAAAGACAGCAUGUUGGCUGGUAGUGGCAGGCAAUUUGUCGUGUGCUCAACUGUGUUGGAAACGAAAUAAUGAUGUCUGAUACAACAUAUUCAAGAGGGAUGGAAAGAGACAGAGGAAGGAUUACAUCAGAUUCUAUGGCGAGAGGCGCAUAUCCUCAACAGUAUGUUCACCCUGGCAGUCAGCAGCAGGGCAUAGACAUCCAGGAGCUUGCCUCUAAACGUGUCGACAUCCAGAAGAAACGGUUUUAUUUGGAUGUAAAACAAAGUGCACGGGGCCGAUUCCUAAAAAUUGCAGAGGUUUGGAUUGGAAGAGAACGUCAUGAUAACAUCAGAAAAAGCAAAUUAACGCUGUCCAUGUCAAUGGCACCCGAUCUACGUUAUUGCCUGGGGAACUUCAUUGAUUAUUACGCUCAUAUUGGGUUGAGAGGUGGCCUGGUACCACGGCCAGAAGAGCAGAGCAAUGGCCAGGGCCGCCCGCACGAUUCCCGCAGAAGACCGCAAGAUCACCACGCAGCAUCAGUGUCUCCCACUGGCUCUGCGGUGUCGGAGGAACAUACUCAUCGCGUCCUGAAGAGUGAAUUCAUUGAGAGAGACAAUAGAAAGUACUAUCUGGACCUGAAAGAGAACCAGCGAGGCAGGUUCCUCCGCAUCAGACAGACUGUCAGCAGAGGGCAUGGGGCCAUCGGUUACUACGGCCAGGGCAUCGAUCAAACCAUAGUGUUGCCGGCUCAAGGGCUAAUCGAAUUCAGAGAUGCACUGUCGCAGCUGAUUGAAGACUACGGCGAUGAUGAUGCCACGGAUGAGCUUGGAAGAGGCAAUGGGAACCAUGAAGAAUCCACCGAGUUUCCCGAGGCAGCAUCAUUCCGAGUGGACAAUAAGAGGUUUUAUUUCGACGUUGGUUCCAAUCGGUAUGGUGUCUUUUUAAAGAUUAGCGAGGUAAAACAGCCAUACAGGAACACCAUAACGGUUCCCAUGAAAGCCUGGGCCAAAUUUGGAGAUCAUUUCAUUAGGUAUGAGGAAGAAAUGCAGCGAAUGUGCACCUGUCACAAGGAGAAGGGGACAGAGACUCGCGAGGACAUUGGAGAACAAGAGGAUUGACAACGGCAUUAUAUGGCUGUAAGAGGUUUCUAGUGAUGGUGGGUUAAAACAGGGAUGGAAAAAGCUAAACAUGACAAUAUCCUAGAACAUAUGAAAAAGUAUUAUUUAAUGUACUUCUAUUAGGCCUAUGUCUCUGGUCAACUAGCACUUUUGCUUUGUUCAUGGUCAUUCCGGCUUAAAUCAUACAUUUCGAUUAUGGCAUCCGUUUUGAAAUUGGUGCAGCAGGACGUGUUGCCUAUUGAAAAAUGAAAAAAAUGAUAUUCAAAAGGCAAAAUGAUGAUAUAGGUAAUUUAUGUGAAUCAAAUCUCUUUUUUUCAUUGUGGUUGACUGAGUGUGCGAAUGAAAGUACGUGUGGGCAUGUGAUUGUCUGAUUGAGAAAAAAAGGUGAGACAUGAAAGUGUACACGUCCUGUCCCCCACAAACAUUGGUAGGGGGUUAAUGUUAGAUAUACUGCUGAAUGCUAGACAUGAUAUUGUUGUUUAAACAGUAACAAUAAUUUGUGUAGGUAGCGCUUCAUGAUUUCGUUUUAUAGAAUAAGGGACAGUUUGGUUGAGGGUUCGCCGACCAUCACGGACGAGCUCAAACUCCCUGCAUAUGUCAUUACUCUAUAAUCAGAGCCGGCUGCAGACAAUUAUCAACUAGGGGAAAUCCUAUUUUCAACAUUUUGAUGCUAUAUUUAUAAUUAUAUAAAAUAUAUGCAACGAUUUUUCAUUAACAGGUUUAUGUACCAAAGCACUACACACAACCAAUAAGCAAUUCAGAACUACAUACCGAAUACCGACUUCGAGCACAUCAUCAUGGUUUGCGUUUUCAACACCCCAUUCAAAUAGAGUAUGUCAAUCCGGACAAACAGGGAAUACAUCUUUCCCUACUCAGUAUCGAUGGCUUGGCUUGACAAUCUCUGAAUGUCAUUUCACUUUUUUAUAUUUUGUAACAGAUGUCUUUUUCCAUUCAUCGAAUGGCUGGUGUGCAGUUUGGAUGAUGGAAUUAUAUCAGAGUGGAGUGGAUGAAUGUGCGCAGGUAACCUACUGUUGAAGUAGCCUAAUCAGAUUAAAACAUUGUGACUGAUUGAGUUUAUGCCAUACAUAAAAUACAUGUUUAAAGUUAAAUUACAAAUAUUUAGGCUAUAUUGAAGCGUUAGGUUCAAGGUCGAGAAAUAGCUGCUCGGAUGGAAAAGGAGAUACAACGCACAUGAAGGUUUCCUGAAUAACUGGGCCUGCUAGAAGCAUAGGCCUAUGUGGCUGCACUAUUUUAAACGACUCAGGAGAAUGAUGAUCAGCAACAGAAAUUUAAAUACAGCCUGACUGUCCUGCACGAUGCCUUUCUAGACUUUAUAAUCUGCUGAGAGUAGACCCACAAUUUAUCCAAAUGGAAUGAAACGUUGAAUUAACUGCUUUUAUUCAAAUUACAUUAUUACUUGUACUUACUUGAAAAUCAUAAUUCAAAUAUGAAUUGCAUUGCGGUGUUGUAGGCUAGUCUAGGUAGGAUCAUUUUAUUGUCCCUAAGGCCAUACAUGUAAUUAACUGUAUAACAGAGCCAGCAAUAAAAAAUUACAUAAUUGAAAGAUAAAAUAAAAGGUGUACCCCGUGUAAUAAUACUAAACAACAUUUGUAGGCUACAACACCUAGCGACCUCACCACGAUAUUUGAGCCUUUUGGGAUUGUAGUGAAUAGUGGGGCAGGGAAUAAAACUCAGAUACCUGGCGUGACAGACAAACACCAUAUGCAUCGUGUCAAUAGGGUUAACCCACUUGCUUGGAAUUGUAACAUGGCACAUAUGGCAAGGUUUGUUACACUGUCCCCUCCUUACUCGAAGGCACAUCCCUGUGCUUUGACUACUCAGCCCCCCAGCAUGUCUGAGCCAUUGCAUAGCCGCCAUCCCACUUUUGACACCAGUGUAGCAAACGGCAGGACAAAUAUGUAAAACCGGUGCUGUGUUCGAAUACCCAUACUAACAUACUGUAUACGACAUACUUAAUGAUUAUAUACUAUUAGUUCAUUUUAGUAUACUGUAAGGGACCAGGGCUUGAGUCCCAGUCAGGGUACCCCCUAAUCCACUAUAUUGGUAUCAGCCAGGUGUUGCAGCCUUUCAGUUGAAUGUACUAGGGCUUUGCCAGUCUACUGGAAGUUGAUGCUGUUGCUAUGCAACCUCUUGCUCGCUUGUUAGCAUAACAUAUGACUAGCUAGACAUUUUACGAUUUCGGGUGUGUUCGUAAAUUCAAUAUGGAGUGCCAGAGAGCGAUCAGAGUUAGCUCUGGGCGUUCGUAAAUUCAGAGCUUUGUCAUGUUCAUUUGUAAAUUCAGUGUUUUCAAUCUCGGAGGCCACACUGGAAGCUCUGAGGAGUAGGGUUGAUCUGAGCGUUCUGCCCUCACAACGGUAGUCAAUCACCCAAGCUAACUGGCUAACGUUGGCUAGCUUACUAGCUACUUCCAGACACAAAUGAGAGAACACCUCACUCUGACCAUUUUACUCACCCUAGCAGAGCUGCUUAGGCUGUUUUCAUGUUAUCCAGAGCGUUGGUGACUGUAACUGUGCUGCUGGCAACAGUUUAAUUUAGCUUUUUUUUUGCAACGUUUACCGACACCGUUCAUAUUCAACGGGUGUAUCCGCUCUCGUUGGAAUUUGGCUGUAUAUUUUCCACCAUUUAAAAAACUGGAAGAACGAUCCAUCUACCACUAUUGUCACUAUGGGGAGAGGGCAGGAUAGAGUUAACUGUAUAGUAAGCGCUAAGAAAAGCGUAGUGCGUAAGAGAAGUACCUAAACACCUUGAUAGGCGAGGCGCAUGCAAGAAGAUGAGGAAAUGUGGCUAUAUGGAAUAAAUUAUAUAGUAAAACGUGCAAAAUGGGGAAUGUAAACCAGGUUUAAAAAAAAUGACUACCCUCCCCCGCGCCCCACCAAAAAUCAGCAGGGAUACUGCAAUUACUUAGUUAUAACGUAAGUCUUGCAUCUCAUACAUACACACAAACAACCUUGACGGAAAUAUAGACUAUUAUUCACACGAUCUACCUUUAUCGCACCACUGAGCACAGUAGAUAUUCAUUCCAGGUUUUAGGAGGCAUCCCAAAUAGCCUACAGUGCCUUGCGAAAGUAUUCGGCCCCCUUGAACUUUGCGACCUUUUGCCACAUUUCAGGCU